Lactuca sativa (garden lettuce) is the source of this 1182-nucleotide messenger RNA. RefSeq lists its product as uncharacterized. The record is from RefSeq and is a predicted model, not a curated record. Lineage: Eukaryota; Viridiplantae; Streptophyta; Magnoliopsida; Asterales; Asteraceae. Gene Ontology annotation, molecular function: protein binding.
UACCUCAUCCGGUAUGCUUCUAAUUUCCCUUCGACAUUUUCAUAGCGUUAAUGGCUUAAGAAUUUUCAUUCCAGAAACUUCUACGUCUCUUCAUGUUCAAAUCUCCAACUCUCUGCACUUUAAACCCAACGAUUCAAAAUUCACAUGGCGAGAAUCACUUCCAUCCUCUUCUUCAAGCUCAAACAUCAAACUCUCUUCUCCUCCACCUCCUUAUUCCGCCACCACCUCCCACCGUUAACCGUCCCUAUUCCACCCACACCCCCAAACGAAUCCUUCUUUUCCCGACUCUUCAACAGCACCACCACUACUUCCUCUCAACAAACAACCACCCCAAAGCGCAACACCAAGGUAAACUUCUCACUCUCCGACUCUGAAUCCGACGAUGAUUCCCAAUCGCCACCAACGCCAGCCGUGAAAGAGAUAAACAAGAGCAAGCUACCGCCACCGUACGACCCAUUUAAGAAAACCCCGGUGAUCCAAGAACCCGAUGACCCCACAAAUCUCCAGGAAGUGUUUCACAAAAUACGCACAGAAGGGCUCAACGAUAGUGCAGUCAAGAUGUUCGACGGAUUGUCUAAAGACGGACUCACCCACGAAGCGCUUGAAUUGUUCUCCCAGAUCAAAGAUAAAGGCCAGAUGCCGGACGUAGUGGCGCACACGGCUGUUAUCGAAGCGUACGCCGCCGCUGGUAAAGCUAAAGAAGCCCUGAAGGUGUAUACGCGCAUGCUUGCUUCCGGCGUCCUGCCCAACGCCUACACUUACUCGGUGUUAAUCAAGGCUCUGGCGGGGUCCGGUGACCAGAAAUUGUUAGGGGAAGCGAAGAAGUAUUUUGUGGAGAUGAUGGGGAAGGGGAUUAGACCGAAUCCGGCGACAUGUGUGGUGGUUAUGGAGGGGUUUGUGAAGGUAGGAAAGGAAGAAGAAGGUAGAGAAAUGGUGGUGAAGAUGAAGGCUCUUGGAAUGGCUCCUGAUGAAAAGGGUGUGAGAGAGAUUUUGAAGAACAAAAGAGGUCAGGUUUUUCGAUCAGUUAUCAACAUUUUAUUUGAAAGCUGAAAUGAGUUAAAACAUAGAGAGAUUACAUGUUAAGAACUUCCUCCUUGUUGAAAGACAAUGUCGAAUGCAAAAUCUUGAUUUUUGUAACGCAUAUAUUCAAAUUUGCAGUUUGAAUUUGUUUUGAUCAAAGAA